UGCGGUGCGGCCAUGGCAGAGCUGAUGUGUCCCGGUCCGUCCCCGCUGCUGGCGGCUGCCUGCCGGGCGCACGAAGCGGCUUUCGGGGGGCCGGCGGUGCUGGCGGCGUGGGCCCCCGGCCGGGUCAACCUCAUCGGCGAGCACACCGACUACAACGGCGGCUUCGUGCUGCCCAUGGCUCUGCAGCUGGGGACGGUGCUGGUGGGAUCCCCCACGCAGGACGGGACCAUCUCCAUCCUCACCACCUCGGCGGAGGCGGAUGAGCCCCACAGGGUGCAGUUCCCAGCUCCCCACCACGGCAGCUCCCUGAGCCCGGGGCGGCCUCGCUGGGCCAACUACGUCAAGGGCGUCAUCCAGCACUACCGGGGUGGUGCCGUGCCAGGGUUCAGCGCCGUGGUCGCCAGUGACAUCCCCCUGGGCGGGGGCCUCUCCAGCUCGGCCUCUCUGGAGGUGGCUACUUACACCUUCCUCCAGCAGCUCUGCCCUGAUGAUGGUGAUUUGGUAGCCAAGGCGCUGGCGUGCCAGAAAGCAGAGCACACGUUUGCUGAGAUGCCCUGUGGGAUCAUGGACCAGUUCAUAUCCGUGAUGGGCAAGGAAGGCCACGCUCUACUCAUUGACUGCAGGUCCCUGGAGACUGUCCCUGUCCCACUGACCGAUGCCAGGCUGGCCGUGCUCAUCACCAACUCCAACGUGCGGCACACGCUGACGGGCAGCGAGUACCCCGCGCGCCGGCGGCACUGCGAGGAGGCAGCGGCGGCACUCGGCAAGGCCAGCCUGAGGGAUGCCACCAUGGCCGAGCUGGAAGCGGCCAGGAGCCGGCUGGGCGAGGAGGUGUAUCGGCGUGCCAGGCACGUCAUCGGCGAGAUAGCACGGACAGCCCGGGCAGCACAGGCGCUGCAGGACAGGGACUACAGGAUGUUCGGGAGGCUGAUGGUGGAGAGCCACAACUCCCUCAGGGAUGAUUAUGAAGUGAGCUGCCCCGAGCUGGAUGAGCUGGUAGCAGCAGCUCUGGAAGUCGAUGGGGUUUAUGGCAGCAGGAUGACCGGGGGAGGCUUCGGAGGCUGCACGGUGACACUGCUGGAAGCUGGGGCUGCAGAGAGAGCCCAGCAACAUAUCCAGGAGAAAUACAGCGGCACAGCCACGUUCUACCUCACCAAGCCCUCUGGAGGGGCAAAGGGGCUGCCCCUGUAGAGGGCAAGCACCUCACCUGGGAUCCU
Empidonax traillii (willow flycatcher) is the source of this 1217-nucleotide messenger RNA. It is a transcript of the gene GALK1, whose product is annotated as galactokinase 1. The coding region runs from base 13 to 1191 and encodes 392 amino acids. Lineage: Eukaryota; Metazoa; Chordata; Aves; Passeriformes; Tyrannidae. The transcript is spliced from 8 exons. Gene Ontology annotation, molecular function: ATP binding; galactokinase activity. The record is from RefSeq and is a predicted model, not a curated record. Gene Ontology annotation, biological process: galactose metabolic process; carbohydrate phosphorylation. Gene Ontology annotation, cellular component: cytoplasm; cytosol.